CGCGAGGGCUGUUUAUUUUUGGUUUUUCGUCGGGUAGCUGUGCUCCGCGUUGGCAAUUUGCACGAGUAAUGCGCUUCCUGGCCGCGUCCCACUGUGCAUCGUGCUCGAAAAACAGCUGACGAAGCAGCAAUGACCACGGAAACGUAGGUGUGAACGCGCCGGACGGGCCGUAACUUGUCGGGCAUCUUGCCUAGUAAAGCGAGCUCCAUUGCACACCCCCCCGCGCUACCCUCCGUCCUACGUUUAUCUGUCUGUACGUCCGUCCGUUAUUCUUACCUCCGUCUCCCCCUGUCGCAUCCCGCGUUCGCGCUGUUCUAACCAAUUUUGCCUGCACACAAUGUGGGCAACGACGACGACGACGACGACGACGACGACGACGCGUUCACACACCGUGUGAAGGAGCCAUCGAGCGAACGAGAAAGCGUGACUGAGCGUGACACGUGCAACCUCUUCAUCGGGCCUUGGUCGCUUUUCUCCCCAUUUACUACGCCUAAUACUUAAUAACGGAAUUCUCCCCUCGGUUUCUUCUGCCGCAGGAAAAUGAGCAGCUCCGAGGAGGUGUCCUGGAUCUCGUGGUUCUGUGGUUUACGCGGGAACGAGUUCUUUUGCGAGGUGGAUGAGGACUAUAUUCAAGAUAAAUUUAAUUUAACGGGGUUGAAUGAACAAGUACCACAUUAUCGUCAGGCAUUAGAUAUGAUUCUUGAUCUUGAACCUGAUGAUGAUCUGGACGAUAAUCCAAAUCAAUCAGACUUAAUCGAGCAGGCUGCGGAGAUGCUCUACGGUCUCAUCCACGCACGUUAUAUACUUACCAAUCGUGGUAUUGCUCAAAUGAUCGAAAAGUAUCAAGCGGGCGAUUUUGGUCAUUGUCCACGAGUUUAUUGUGAAUCCCAACCAAUGUUGCCACUGGGGCUUAGUGAUGUUCCUGGCGAGGCAAUGGUCAAGAGUUACUGUCCUAAGUGCAUGGACGUUUAUACACCGAAGAGCUCGAGACAUCAUCAUACUGACGGAGCGUAUUUUGGAACGGGAUUUCCACAUAUGCUAUUCAUGGUCCACCCUGAAUAUAGACCAAAACGUGCAGCAAAUCAAUUUGUACCUAGAUUAUACGGCUUUAAAAUUCAUCCUGUAGCAUAUCAGAUUCAGCAACAAUCUGCGUCCACGUUUAAAGCACCAUUACGAGCUCUCAACUAUAAUAACGGGAAACGUUAAAAUUAUCUUCGGAGUAGCCUAGAAUACUUCCUUUCAUUACUCGCAAUUCCUAAUUUCGUUCUUAAAGAUUUAAAUAAAAUAUUUUUUAUA
This is a messenger RNA of Acromyrmex echinatior (Panamanian leafcutter ant), 1296 nucleotides long. RefSeq names its product casein kinase II subunit beta (gene CkIIbeta). Gene Ontology annotation, cellular component: protein kinase CK2 complex; cytoplasm. Lineage: Eukaryota; Metazoa; Arthropoda; Insecta; Hymenoptera; Formicidae. The record is from RefSeq and is a predicted model, not a curated record. Gene Ontology annotation, molecular function: protein kinase regulator activity.